This is a messenger RNA of Glarea lozoyensis ATCC 20868, 1320 nucleotides long. RefSeq names its product P-loop containing nucleoside triphosphate hydrolase. Gene Ontology annotation, molecular function: ATP hydrolysis activity; ATP binding. Bases 1 to 1320 code for a protein of 439 amino acids. The record is from RefSeq and is a predicted model, not a curated record. Lineage: Eukaryota; Fungi; Ascomycota; Leotiomycetes; Helotiales; Helotiaceae. The transcript has 2 exons.
AUGUCUCCCGUGCACGAGGAAGAAAAAUUGCUCGUGGUGUCCGAACGCCUCACGGAAGCGAUAAGAAUGAUAUUGAAAUCGAAAUCAGAAUUCGCAGAUUUGCUAGACUUGUUUGAAUCGGCUGGGGCAGAACUACCGUCGCCUUUUGUCGCCGCUCAACAGCUGAAGCUCAUGAUCGAUUACAUUUACGAGAACUACGGACUUGAGUACGACUCAGCAGACGCUUCAUUCCAGAGGUCCUGCGUUUCUGGGCCUUAUAUCAAGUACCUUUUUAAGCCCGGAGACGUGCUUGUGCAAGGCAUAGGUGCUGAUAGAAACGGAUAUAUGCUCAAGACUUGGCCGCGCUUGAAUUCGCUGGGUGAAGAAGGUCUCAAAGCAACUGGGAAGGACAAUCGUCAGUCAGAAUGGAGCUUGGAGGUUUCCUCCUGGUCAUUCAACGGUUCGUUCAAGCGCAUCAAUAGUCGGCUUACUUUAUCAGUCGAUGAUUCCGACAAGAUAGAGCAUGCCAUCAAAGAACUGAAUAUCAGACCAAUCAAAUACGCCAGUAGAGAGGAUGUUAAAACCCUGCAAAAGCGCGGUGAAAUGUUUUGGAAAUGUCGAGAGAGGCAUUUUGUAUCAUAUCAGGAGCGUGGCCGUGGGGAUCUUCACAGCGCAAGCUCCAGUGAGGAAAGAUUCAUGAUUGACCUGAAAACAUUCCGUGACUUGCACCCGGAAGAGGAGAAGAAUAAGUUUGACGAGAAUGUUUCUUUUUCGGAAUCUUUCGAUAAAAAUGCCAUGGCACAAGAACGUCCCCCCGACCCGAGUUUCUUGUACUUACUUCCUCAAAAGAUUAUCGGCUACAACAUGCGGCGCAGAAAAUGGGUUAAACUCAAUGCUGACUGGCUGUCUAAGGUAAUCUGGGAUAAGAAGGCGUUCCAAAAGUUGGUACUAGAACAGAAGACAAAGGACUUGAUUGAAGCUUUGAUUGUCAGUCAGAUUUCAGCAGAAAAGUCCACGGAUCUCAUCAGCGGGAAGGGAAAUGGCCUCAUAUUGCUACUGCACGGAGGGCCAGGUACGGGCAAGAACUUGACUGCGGAGAGCGUUGCUGAGAUUGCCGAGAAGCCACUAUAUAGAGUCACUUGUGGGGAUAUUGGAUUAGAACCGGAAGAAGUAGAGCAAUAUCUCAACUCCGUGCUGGGCUUGGGGAAAAUCUGGAGCUACGUCGUCCUGCUCGAUGAGACUAACGUCUUCCUGGAGGAGCGAAGCAUGAGUGAUGUUAAGCGAAAUGCACUUGUAUCAGUUUUUUUUUGCGUGUACUGGAAUACCACGAUGGAAUCAUAA